AUGCCAAUUUUAGAAAAUCUCAAUUUAUCUCAUACACGUGGAAAUGUUUUGAACAGAAAUGGCCAGAAAUGCAAGCCGAAAACGAAAUCUUUACGGCACUUCAGACACAGAUAGAUAGAGCUAAAGAAUACGUUGUCAGAGCCUUGGCUUUGGAGAAAAAAAACAUCGAUGGAUCGAGCAAACUCACCAAGCGAAUUCGAGCAGAACUGAAGUUUUUGACUGGGCUAAACGAUGAUCAUGUACAACUGAAGCCAUGUCAUUUGAACAGCACCAAUCUCUCCCACCUGGGGGGCAUCCUUGAUGUCGCGGAAAAACUAGAGGUUGCAUCCUUGUUAAAGCCAUUCAGUUGGCAUGCUGGGGAGGACAAAGCAUUGGGGCAACCUCCAUCAUCUGUUGUUGUUGAUGUGGCCACAUUUAAUGGAUGGUUUAAGGUGGUUGCACGUAAUCCAACUGCACUUCACUCUGCUUGGAAAGGUGAAGGAAAUUUUGGGGAAAAAUCUAUUGAUAAGCAGGCAAAGGAAUACCUGGGUGCUUGUCAGCAAAAUAAAGCAAACUUUUUGACACCAAAGGUGACUUUUGUUUUCACACAAGGAAUUACUGAAGAUUUAGCAGAAUGCUUGUUGAGCUGUGGCAUCUUCUUAGAAGGUGACAUUUUGCCAAAUCCUGGUUGCAAUGCAUUGAAAAACAGCAACCUUACCUCCAGAUCAACAGUCAAUCCUAAUGUGGUUGCUGUUUUGCAAUGUAAUAAAAUUAAUCUGGAUGUAACAGCUAUGAUUGCACUGGUGUCAGCCUUGACCAAUGGCUCUUGUCACUUACAAUUUCAGGAUCAAAUUCUUACUGAGCAAGCAGAGAGGGAAAGAUUGAAUCCAGUUUUACCAGAACUCAACAAAGUCCUUGAAGAUAAAGAAUUAUUCGCCUGUUCUCUGGCAAUUUCAAGUUUUCAAUCCAUUUUAAAUACGUUAGGAGGAGAAAAUGAAAUAGAGCGUGCGAGAAAGCUUCUCAGUAAAAUCACGGAAGUAAGCGACGAUCCUUCAGAAAGAACACAAGAGUUAUCAUCAAGCGGAACAAUAAAGGCGAGGCCAAAGAUCGUGUUUGGAACAGGGGAUCGUCUGCAGGCCGUAACAGUCACCUCAAACAGAUCAUUUGUUAGAGCUGCGAGAGAACAGGGCGUGGAGUUUGCAGUUUUUCUUCACGAGCCGAGAGCUUUAACGGAAAACAAGGAGCGGUUUGCUUCGCCAAUUUGAGAAAAGUUUGCAACGAAAAUAUAAAUGCAGGUCGAAAUAAAAACACAAUACUUAUUGGUCGAUAUUGAAACGCUGGAGUGAUGAACGGGUUUAGCUAUCACUCGCUGCUUUACUGGUAACAGUCUUCUUCGCCUGAAACUGGACCAUUCUUCCGUUGGGUGUUUCAGAAUAAUGAACUAUGAUAGAAUCUUUCCUAAAUCACGUUUUGGAUUUUGGGAGGUCAGAAUUUGGCUCUCGAUCAGGAGGUCUGAGAGACCGUCCUGGGGUGUGAUUGUUAUGUGAUGAUUUUGUUACCCAAUUUAAAUAGUUACAAGGGGUUGUUCAUAAAAUAGAGUGGAUUACAGUAUGACCAGUC
This is a messenger RNA of Dendronephthya gigantea, 1599 nucleotides long. RefSeq names its product UPF0415 protein C7orf25 homolog. Lineage: Eukaryota; Metazoa; Cnidaria; Anthozoa; Malacalcyonacea; Nephtheidae. The transcript has 11 exons. The record is from RefSeq and is a predicted model, not a curated record. The coding region runs from base 69 to 1244 and encodes 391 amino acids.